GACAAUUCUGUUGAUAUUUACUCCAUCAUACAACGAUACAAUUCCAACCACGAUUAUGAUUGUUACCAGCUGAAAAGUUUUUAAAGUGACAAUGUGCAAAUUUCUUGGUCAAGUGGUGGCGCUGUUGAAAGUUACUGGUUACUUUUUUGUAAACAACCACACUCCAGCAGAGUCCAGCUAGCUCGCGUGUGGUGCAGGUGGUAUGCGGCUGGAGUCCACGAAACUUGUGUUCGUCAAAUUCCUUCAUGCUUUGAAGCCAGUGUUUACAGGUCUCAUUUCUGUUAGGACACCAGGCUUGAAGGCUAGAUGCUGCCCCCGCUCUAUGAUGAGAUAUGACACGCAACACCCCUCAGUUUGUAUUGAUUCCUAGCCAUGCACUCUCCAAGCCAGUCUCCAGGACCUACUCCACCGGCAGAACCUUCAUCCACACUGCAGUCCGUGUCUGGAACAGUCUCCUAGAUGGUGAAGUGGGAGAGAUCAAAGACAGUGGUGCUCCGUUCUUCAGCUGUAGGGUGCAUCAACAUCUCCUGUCAACACAUUGAUUUGCUGCAUGCAAGUCCCUACAUCUAUCCAGUUCCUGUUCUGAUGAAGCAGCUUUCCCAGCCCAUAACUCUGUUCAGGUUUGGUGCAUGUAACUCAGCCCUAUCCCCUGUUUCCUUGCUUCAAGGCAGGCUCAUACAGCGCUUGAUGUACCUCGUCUCUUACAGGGACAAAAUCCGCGAGCAUGACAGCACUAUUGUCCAACAGUGGCUGCGGAUCCACCAUCCAUUGACUUAUUGACGUAUGAAGAUCUGUGUAGU
Patiria miniata (bat star) is the source of this 800-nucleotide messenger RNA. RefSeq lists its product as uncharacterized. The coding region runs from base 460 to 780 and encodes 106 amino acids. The transcript has 4 exons. The record is from RefSeq and is a predicted model, not a curated record. NCBI's taxonomy places the organism in Eukaryota, Metazoa, Echinodermata, Asteroidea, Valvatida, Asterinidae.